GAAAAUCAACAAUUUUAAUCCUGAAAUUGUCCCAGCUCGCCACAACACUCCAAGGAUGUGGAAACUCGUUCAUUUAUUGCUUUUUGCGGCUCACGUCGUCUCGGGCGGUCUUUUCGACAAAGACGACGCCGCUGAGGAUGAGGUAUGCUACGGGGACCUCGGGUGCUUCAGCACCGCCUACCCCUUCCUGGACCCGCCGUAUCGCGGUGUCAGCGUCUUGCCGGAAUCACCCGAAGCCAUCGCUACCACCUUCCAUCUCAAUACUCGCAAGAAUCCCUCGGUGGCACAGAUUUUGUUAAACAAGGACAACACAUCCCUUUUGAGCUCCUACUUCGAUCCUACCAGAGAAACCAAGAUCAUCUGCCACGGUUUCACGGAGAACGGCGACAAGCAGUGGGUGGUGGACAUGGCUAUGGCCCUGCUCAACUACGGCGACUACAACGUGAUCAGGACCAACUGGAACGAAGGAUCCCUGGCGCUGUAUUCAAAGAGUGUGGCCAACACGAGGGUAGUUGGAGCCGAGAUAUCGCUGCUCAUCGACAGAAUCAAGGCGUUGUACAAUAUCAACGGACAAUCGAUCCACCUGAUCGGGCACAGCCUGGGCGGGCAUGUCAUGGGCUACGCUGGGGAAAGACAAGGGGACAUUGGACGCAUCACCGGGUUGGACCCAGCUGGACCGUAUUAUGAGGCCACGGACCCGCGUGUUCGCCUGGACGAGACGGACGCACAAUUCGUCGACGUCAUCCACACUAAUGUCAACCCGAUCUGGACCCUGGGCAUGGGCAUCUACCAGCCAUCUGGGCACUUGGACUUCUACGUGAAUGGCGGAGAUGACCAGACGGGCUGUGACCAAUCAGUGACCCAGGAUAUCAUCUCGGAGGGUGGUUUCAUUGACGGAGGAGUCCAGUUCGUAACUUGCGACCACAAUCGCGUCAAUAAACUCUUCACUGAUUCCGUUGGUACGCGCUGUCACGAGGCAUAUUACUGCGAGGGCGAGUACGUGGCCGACUUCAUCGAAGGGGCCUGCGCGUUGACCCAACGGGUGGCCGAGAUGGGAUUUCACGCUGAUCUCUACAAGCCAACGGACAACUCGAAAAACCUGGUGUUCUACCAGAAAACGAUCGGAGAGGAGCCGUUCUGUGGUUUUCAUUACCGAUUCGACAUACACUUUGACGACCCGUGGAGAGCCGCAAACGGCAAAGGCAAUCUGUUCGUCACCCUCAUCGGCACCAGUGGAAACCAGGAAAGACUGCAGUUGACUGCUGACAUGCAGGAGUUUCGCCCCGGCCAGGACUACCGAUUCAUGGCAGUGACCGGGGCGCCGAUGGGCACUCUCUCGGGUCUGUACUUCGAGUGGGAGUACGACACCGCGUGGUACAAGCCCUGGGAGUGGGACAUCUUCACCAAACCGGACUUUUACGUGCACAGGAUUGAGGUGUACUCGGCGAAUGACUUCACGAGCUACAUCAUGUGCGGCCAGAAAGACCCCAUCAAAGCAAACAGAGACGUGGCGGCUUUCUUUCCCGUGGACAAGUGUGACUGACGAGUGUGACGUCUUUCUGCCAGCGUGACGUGCGACUGUGACGAGCGUGAUGCCAUUUUUUUGCGUGACUACCAACUUUCAUAUAGUGAAGGCUUCCAGGGAAGGCACUAUUCCAUUUUUCCAAUGAAAAAUAAACAAGCUAAAAAUAUAGCGUAUAAAUUGUGCUUCCAAAAUCAUUUGCCGUUUUAAGUCAACAAUUCGAAUCAAUCUUUGAUCAGUCGUCGUGUUUGGGACGGUGACCGUUAUUGUACAAGUCAGUGAGAUGUCUAUUUUUCUUUAUAUCAAUAAAAUAUGAUUUAAAAACAAAAUGGAAUUCGUCAAAA
Patiria miniata (bat star) is the source of this 1866-nucleotide messenger RNA. RefSeq names its product pancreatic triacylglycerol lipase-like. The record is from RefSeq and is a predicted model, not a curated record. Bases 56 to 1543 code for a protein of 495 amino acids. NCBI's taxonomy places the organism in Eukaryota, Metazoa, Echinodermata, Asteroidea, Valvatida, Asterinidae. The transcript is spliced from 10 exons. Gene Ontology annotation, biological process: lipid metabolic process. Gene Ontology annotation, molecular function: protein binding; triacylglycerol lipase activity.